AUGUCUUCGAACCAAGAUGAAGCUUAUCUGCUCAGAAACCGUGACCAAGCCGAGACUGAACGGCUCAACUUCCAACAUGACGUACUCAAGAAGAUCAUGGGUAGUCACAUAGCUCAUCCCCAACUACCUUUGGAAAAGAUCCAAAGUGUUGCCGAUAUCGCCACUGGAACUGCAAUUUGGCUCCGUGAGCUACAGGACUUCUACGCCACUGCUUCCAACGGUAUCAACGGAAAGAGAUAUCUUCACGGAUUUGAUAUCAGCGAUGCCCAAUAUCCCUCUGAUCUCAAGGACAUAACGCUGUCCAUUCAUGACGUCACUCGUCCGUUCGACGAGCAAUUUCACAACCUAUUCGACCUCGUUCAUGUAAGGCUUUUGGUGUUUGCAUUGACACCAGCGCAGAUCCAGCAGGCUAUUUUCAAUAUAAUACAGAUAGUUGCUCCAGGAGGAUACAUCCAAUGGGAUGACCUCCGCACAGGGGAGGUGGGAUUCAACGUCCCGCACACUGGACUUGAACCAGAUCUUAGUAUCAUAAACGACUUUGCAACUUCCAUGGGGUUCAGUGACCGAUUGCCAUUUCUGAUUAAAGAGCAUUUCGAGGAGCUCGGACUGAAGGACGUCGCAUCUGCCGAAUACUCUUCUUUGAAUGAACCAGACGCAACUGAAUUGGCAAGAAAGUGGUAUGCAGUUACGAUAAGAACUUUACUGGUGGAAGUUCUCAAGAGAAAAGGUCUUUCAGAAGAGGAGCUCACUCAAAAGGUACGGGAGUUCGAGCGCAGAACUGCCGCUGCUUUUGAAAAGGGCGUGAUCCCUCGUAUACUUACUGGAUCUAUUGUGGGGCGAAAGCCUAUGCAGGGAUAGAAUAGUUUGUAUAAGAGAAUCCUGUUAGAUAUGCUCUUAACAUCCACAGUCCAGGUUAUUAUCUAUAUGCACCGACAG
Molecule: messenger RNA, 936 nt
Organism: Paecilomyces variotii
Lineage: Eukaryota; Fungi; Ascomycota; Eurotiomycetes; Eurotiales; Thermoascaceae
Exons: 4
Coding region: 1-858 (285 amino acids)
Source: RefSeq, a predicted model, not a curated record